Messenger RNA from Coccomyxa subellipsoidea C-169, 1245 nucleotides. RefSeq names its product DnaJ-domain-containing protein. Gene Ontology annotation, molecular function: RNA binding. The record is from RefSeq and is a predicted model, not a curated record. Lineage: Eukaryota; Viridiplantae; Chlorophyta; Trebouxiophyceae; Coccomyxaceae. Bases 1 to 1245 code for a protein of 414 amino acids. The transcript is spliced from 7 exons.
AUGGGUGAAUUUGAAGAACGGCAGAAUCCUUACACGAUUUUGGGGCUUGAGAAGGGAUUUGAGAGCACCGAUGCCGAGAUCAAGAAGGCUUUCAGGAAAUUGGCCCUCACCAAACAUCCAGACAAGCAGCCUGACAAUCCAAACGCAGCAGCAGAAUUUGGAGUAAUACAGAGAGCCUAUGAGAUUCUCCUGGACUCUGCGGCUAGGGAAGCUUGGGACCAGCUGGCCAAGGCGAAGAGGGCGCGAGAGGAGCGGCAUGCAGGCGCCACAGCAAAGCGGCGCAAGAUGACAGAGGACCUGGAAAAGAGGGAGCGUGCCUUUCAGACAGGAAGGAACGAGGAGCAGGUGGCGCGCAACCGGCUGCAUGCGGAGCUCGAGCGGCUGAGGCAGCAGCACAAGGAGAGGGACGCUCAGGUGAACGCAGAGAGGAUGGCAGCGGCAACUGCAGCAACCAUGGCGAGCAGGCCGCAGGCAGCAGGAAAUAGCGCUCCCUCAAGUGCUGGACCCAGUGCAGUGCCUUUUCCUGUGCCAGCCGCAGCCCCAGAUGAGGGUCCCCCAGCCAUGACAGAAGAGCUGGUGCGCACCCUCAAGGUGUCUUGGGACGCGAGGGACGGCGGCUACACGGCGGAGGAGCUGCGAGCGGUGUUCAGCGCGCACGGUCCCGUCAGCGAUGUGGUGAUGCGGCAGCCCAAGAAGAAGAAGAAGAGCACGAGCAGCGCCUUUGUAGAGAUGGGCACCCUUGAGGCCGCUGCAGCCGCCGCCCGCGCCGCCAAUGGCCGCUCUGAUUUGCCCCUACUAGUUGUGCCUUUCUCAAAGGUUGCGUCGGUGGAGGAGGGUGUUGCACGAUCAGCGCCAGCGUCGCCUCUGCACUCGGCGCCUAACCAUGCAACCAACGGGUCCAGACAUGCGCCACACCUGCAGCCUCAGCGGCCGUUAUUCCCUGCCGGCACCCGGGCUGCACCCCAGCCCGCAAAGCAGAGCACUUUUGCUUCGUUUCCGAGCAGCUUCCCUGCUGGGCAGGCCGCGAGCGGGCCAGGCAGGCCAGGCGCGUCAAAUGGGGCGUUUGGCUCCUUCUCUGCAAGCAGUUUUCCAGGCGUCCCGAGCAGCGGCGGCCGGGCGGCGCAUAUCUUUGGCAGCGCCAGCAGAGCCUAUGAGAGCGAGACGCUGAUGAAGCUGCAGAAGGAGGCGGAGCGCAAGCGGCUCAUAGCUGAAUUGGAGGCCAAGGGGGAGCUUGUUGAUGAUUAG